This is a messenger RNA of Fusarium graminearum PH-1, 315 nucleotides long. RefSeq lists its product as uncharacterized. Bases 1 to 315 code for a protein of 104 amino acids. The record is from RefSeq and is a predicted model, not a curated record. NCBI's taxonomy places the organism in Eukaryota, Fungi, Ascomycota, Sordariomycetes, Hypocreales, Nectriaceae. The transcript is spliced from 2 exons.
AUGUGCAUGUGCAUGUGCAGUGCAGCAGACCAGAUCCAUACAGGCUUCAAGAACUCAUCGAAGACUAGUAGACUAGAAAGAACAUCCACAGAAGAUGAGCCAACAAGGGUUAACUAUAGGCCAAGUGAUGGUAUUUCUGUUUAUGGAUGCAAAAACAAGAUUCGUCACGAAUAUGCCUACUUGCCCGUGUCGGGCUCGGUACCUGUUGAUUUGUUCCAGAACCUGACCACCACUUCAACAUUCCAUCGCUACAGCGGUGAAGAAGCCACUGAUGUUACAAUGGGACCCUGUAGCCUGUCAGCCCGUCCUGUCUGA